AUGACUCAGGAAGUGGGUGAUGAAACAACAAAGGUAGAGAAAGCAGAAGUGUGUCUGGCACAGCUCAGACAGUCAGACAGGCACCCUGAACUUUCGACUGAGAGAAUGGCAUCCGUGAGAAACACAACUAUGACAAGCAACUGCUCAUUUGAAUCGGUGGACCAGGUGAUGAGAUAUUUGGAGUUGGUCAUCUACAUGCCCAUCUUCCUCUGUGGUCUUCUUCUCAAUGUUGCAGCGCUGGUAGUGUUCUGCCUGUUUCUGCGGAAAUGGACUGAGUCAACUAUGUACAUGACAAGCUUGGCCCUGAUGGACCUGCUUCUCAUUUUCCCUCUUCCCUUCAAAAUGCACGCCACUAAUCACCUGUGGCCUGCCCACCUUCAACCUCUCUGCUCAGUGUUGGAAAGCCUGUAUUUUGUUGGGAUAUAUGGCAGCAUCUACACCAUCAUGUGUAUAGCUGUGGACAGAUGGGUGGCUAUCUGUUACCCAUUCAGAGCCAAGCAGCUGCGUUCACCCAAAGCGGCUUUUUGGACCUGUGUAGGGGUCUGGGUGCUGGUGCUGGCUGCAAUGUCCUCAACCAUCUUUCGCUUCAGGGAGGCUGGGCACACGGCCUUCCACUGCUUCCACAGUUUUUCAAAGAAAGGCUGGAGCCCGCAGGUCAUUAGCUGUCUGCAGGUGUUUGGAUUCCUGCUUCCUGCACUGGUGGUGAUUUACUGCUCCUUCAAGAGCAUCUGGGUGCUGAAGCAGUCAGGCCAGCGCAGCCCCAACAGCCUUGCCUGCGUGAAGAUCAUCUACAGCGGUCUGUGUGCCUUCCUGGUGCCUUUCACCCCGAGCCACCUGGGCAUCCUUCUGCAGUUCCUGGUGCACCAGGGUGUGAUUCAGGACUGCGGUGCCAAGACCAACAUCAGCCUGUUCAUACAGAUCGCUAUGUGUCUGUCUAACAUCAGCUGCUGUCUGGACGCUGCGUGUUACUAUUUCAUCGCCCACGAGGUGAGGAGCACCAAACACACCUUCAGGUUGUCAAUGAUCAGCCAGAGAAGAGCCACCUUCAGCACUUCAGAGGUCUGA
Messenger RNA from Scomber japonicus (chub mackerel), 1065 nucleotides. Its product is annotated as G-protein coupled receptor 55. The transcript is spliced from 3 exons. NCBI's taxonomy places the organism in Eukaryota, Metazoa, Chordata, Actinopteri, Scombriformes, Scombridae. Gene Ontology annotation, biological process: phospholipase C-activating G protein-coupled receptor signaling pathway; positive regulation of Rho protein signal transduction. Gene Ontology annotation, molecular function: G protein-coupled receptor activity. Gene Ontology annotation, cellular component: membrane. The record is from RefSeq and is a predicted model, not a curated record. Bases 1 to 1065 code for a protein of 354 amino acids.